Lagopus muta (rock ptarmigan) is the source of this 1176-nucleotide messenger RNA. Its product is annotated as histone H2A, sperm-like. Gene Ontology annotation, cellular component: nucleosome. Gene Ontology annotation, molecular function: protein heterodimerization activity; structural constituent of chromatin; DNA binding. The transcript is spliced from 2 exons. Bases 45 to 575 code for a protein of 176 amino acids. Lineage: Eukaryota; Metazoa; Chordata; Aves; Galliformes; Phasianidae. The record is from RefSeq and is a predicted model, not a curated record.
CACUCAUUCAGGUGGCAUUAAAUGAGGCAAAAGCUGCUGAUGAUAUGGCUGCCAGUCUGGAGCUUAAAAAGGGGGCAGCUGUGGGGAGAAAGGGUGGUUUGUUUUGGUUGUGGUUUUUCUGGAGAGAAGGGCUAAAGCAACUUGUAUUGAUUGACGCUGGAAUGUCUGCACGUGAGAAUGAAAACACAAGGCUCCCUCUUGUGUCAAAGAAAACGAAAUCAGCCAUGGCUGGUCUGCAGUUCCCUGUGGGCCGGGUCUACGGGCACCUUAAGAGAGGCCGCUACUCUGACAGGAUCAGCCCCGGUUCUGCAGUCUACAUGGCUGCAGUGCUGGAAUACCUGACUGCGGAGAUCCUGGAGCUGGCAGGAAAUGCUGCACGGGAAAACAAGAAGGCCAGGAUCCUGCCCCGACACAUCCAGCUGGCUGUGAGAAAUGAUGAUGAGCUGAGCAAGCUCUUCUCCUGUGUGACCAUCGCUCAAGGAGGGGUGCUACCUAAUGUUCUUCCUGAGCUUGUUCCUAAGAAGACAGUGACACUUAAGCCACCCCACAAAAAUGGCCAUUCGCAGGAGUUCUAGCUGUUGCCACACACCCAGCUUGUGUUGCUGUUGCUGGUUCUUUUCCCCAGCCCAGUGCUCUGCAUAUUUUUUGGUCUAUAUUUGUAUGCCUAUCUAGGUGGGUGGCUGAAAGGUGUUUAAGUUUCCCUAUCAACAUUCUUCAGAAGAAAGAAGUCGGACUGCUUUUAUGAAUAACUGUGAAAAGGACUCGACCUUAUGCCUUUCCAUGAAGUAUUUGCUGCAUCAAACAGAUGGUCUUCUUUCCACUACCUGUUGCCUUUAAAGCAGAUGGGUGGGUAGCUGGAAUCUCCUUAUUCAGUGCGUGAAAGUCUGCUUCAUCUGACAGCACCUGAGAAACUUCAUCUGGGCUUGUUCACGGUGAUGGUAAAGCUGAUGAAUUAUCUAAUACUGGAAUGAUGAAAUAGUGUUGUGCUGUAACUUCAGCAUCACCACAUGUGCAUUGGGCUGAGGAUUGUGUUUGGCAUUGUCUCCUUGGUCUCUGCAUUCAGAGUGCCAUCUCAGGAGCCUUCUAUACACUGUGUAUAAAUGUUGACAGCAAUUCAGCCUUAAGGAUAUGUAAAGUUGUUUUAAGAGUGAUUCUAAUAAAACUCUCCUUAGUCUC